This is a messenger RNA of Pongo pygmaeus (Bornean orangutan), 275 nucleotides long. RefSeq names its product large ribosomal subunit protein P1-like. Gene Ontology annotation, biological process: cytoplasmic translation. NCBI's taxonomy places the organism in Eukaryota, Metazoa, Chordata, Mammalia, Primates, Hominidae. Gene Ontology annotation, cellular component: cytosolic large ribosomal subunit. The transcript has 2 exons. Bases 1 to 261 code for a protein of 86 amino acids. Gene Ontology annotation, molecular function: protein kinase activator activity; structural constituent of ribosome; ribonucleoprotein complex binding. The record is from RefSeq and is a predicted model, not a curated record.
AUGGCCUCCAUCUCCGAGCUCGCCUGCAUCUACUCAGCCCUCAUUCUGCACAAUGAGGUGACUGCCCCGGCCAAUGUCAACAUUAGGAGCCUCAUCUGCAAUACAGGGGCUGGUGGACCUGCUCCAGCAGCUGGUGCUGCACCAGCAGGAGGUCCUGCCCCCUCCACUGCUGCUGCUCCAGCUGAGGAGAAGAAAGUGGAAGCAAAGAAAGAAGAAUAUGAGGACUCUGAUGAUGACAUGGGCUUUGGUCUUUUUGACUAAACCUCUUUUAUAAU